AUGCCUUUGUUUCUCUCAACACAGAAAUGGCACCGCUUAGACAACGUUGGGGCCAUUUCUACGAUCGCUAUUAUAUGCCUCCAUCUCUCUUGUUUUGACUCGGAUGCACUCGUGGAGAUUCUAAAGUAUUUUUUUUUAUUUUCGGUUAUAAUCCUACAGGAGGCGGAUCCGUGGAAUAUCUUCUACACCGCCGUUCCCAUUUCGUUUGCCGCGCUUAUGGUGGCUGUGUCACACUAUGUACAUUCUCAGAAACGACGUCGUUUAAUACGGAAGAACUUCUGCAUAGGCUUUGUGCUGUGUGUGCUCGGCAUCAUGUGCUUUACUCGUGGGCUGGACGUCCCAGCCGAUCCGUUUGGCAUAUGGCACGGGCUCUUCCACGUGUUCGUGGGAUUGGGCCUUUACGAGAUGCUCAUGGGGCUGCGACAGCGCGGGAAGACGAACUAUGUGGAAAGAAUGAAGCCGGCGUCUGAGGGUUUUGACGUUUGA
This is a messenger RNA of Trypanosoma grayi, 486 nucleotides long. RefSeq lists its product as hypothetical. The transcript has a single exon. NCBI's taxonomy places the organism in Eukaryota, Euglenozoa, Kinetoplastea, Trypanosomatida, Trypanosomatidae. The record is from RefSeq and is a predicted model, not a curated record. Gene Ontology annotation, cellular component: membrane. Bases 1 to 486 code for a protein of 161 amino acids.